Molecule: messenger RNA, 2618 nt
Organism: Eurytemora carolleeae
Lineage: Eukaryota; Metazoa; Arthropoda; Copepoda; Calanoida; Temoridae
Product: afadin- and alpha-actinin-binding protein
Exons: 18
Coding region: 747-2555 (602 amino acids)
Source: RefSeq, a predicted model, not a curated record
UAUUUUUUUUCAGAUAAAAAAAAUGUCAAAAAGAUGGAAUCGAGGUCUUUAAAAAUAAUCAGAUUGACAAGAAGAUCUGUAUUUGUUAGAAAAUCCUUGUGACGUUUACAAUUUUAAAUAUAAUAGAAAAAAAACUUUCUUUAGUUCCAAAAACUAAAAAAAUCUGAAAUAAAUCUCGCAUUAAAACUGCACUAAUCGAGGCUAACUAUGAACGAACUUAAAUCAGUAAGGUAUAAUUGAAGUGACGGGACGGUACCAGAGACCGGUACAGUUAGUACAGUAAGGUACAAUUGAUGUGACGGGACGGUGCCAGAGACCGGUACAGUUAGUACAGUAAGGUACAAUUGAAGUGACGGGACGGUACCAGAGACCGGUACAGUUAGUACAGUAAGGUACAAUUGAUGUGACGGGACGGUGCCAGAGAUCGGUACAGUUAGUACAGUAAGGUACAAUUGAAGUGACGGGAAGGUGCCAGAGAUCGGUACAGUUAGUACAGGAAGGUACAAUUGAUGUGACGAAACGGUGCCAGAAUCUGUGCAGUACGAUAAGUGAAGCCGAUGCUGAUGUAGUGUACAUUGUAAACUUGAAUCAACAUUAAUAACAACACAAUUGUAUCAAUCAAAGAAUUUCUCCUCUGCAACCUGUCUGAUUGUUCAAAGAGAAUAAAUGAUAUAACUUAACCAUCCUACUCUACUAUCCUGGAAGUGAACCCAACCCACUAGCUCUGUCAAACUGUCCUGUAUAAGAUGACCCACGGAGCGCAGUUCCUGGGUUGCUCUCAGGAUGUUUUCAACGCUAACACUGAACCAAGUGACUUCUGUACACGUGAGAAUUGGCAAACGGCUGUACUGUACUUAGCAGGGGAAAUGGAAACCCUUGGAUUACCCUCACCAUGUACAAAGAAUGAUAGUGAAGACGAACAAGCAAGCUUAGACGUGAUCACGCUUGUCAAUUCAAGCUGGAAGUUGGUCCAACUGUAUCGCGGCUCACUGAGAACAGUUUCUGAAAUGGAAACCUUGGCUCGUAGAACAGCAAGUGACAGAGAUCGUCUAAAGGCGAAUUCUGCGAAACAGCGAGAAACCUUAAUUCAAAGGGAAAGAACGUUGGCCGACAGCUGUGAGAAAGAGAGACAAGCUUCUGAACAAUUAGAAUCUGGAAAUCAGAAACUUAAAGGUGCUAAGGAAGAAGUUCGAAGAUUAAUGUCUGUACUCCUCCAACGAGAAUCUAAAUAUAAUCAUGAAAUAAGAAGAUCAGAACAAGAGAAUUCUAAACUAAAGGAACGGUUGCUCAAGAUUCUGGUAGAGAAGGGUGAAGGGAAGGGUGUAGGGUGGGGUAUGGAGCUGGUGGGCGGGCUACCAGGAAAAGGCGGGGCUAGAGGCAGGUGGGCUACUGAACAGGCAGGGAGGAAAGAGGAAGAAUUAUUCACAAAAAUUAUAGACGAUCUCGCCAAAAAAGAAGAAUUGAAUUCAAAUUACAAUUCAGUAUUGGUUAAAGCCUUAUCCUCCAUCCUUGAAACUCUCCAAGGACUGCUGAGAGAGUUUUGUGUAGAUUUUGAACCAAUCCAUCUACCUCUUGAAGUUAACUGCGAACUACUAGUAGAAAGAGUUAGAUUGUUUUGUGAACUUCUUCACGAGUCCCUGCGUGGAGGAAAGGUUGGAGUGCAAGUUCAAAUCAUGGAGGAGAAAUUAAACCUCUACGAGGAGAAACUUGUUCUCUAUGAGCAGAUUAUACAGAGUUGUGAGACGAGUAAGGAUAAACAAGGUGGAGUGCUCCAGGAGCUAGUAGAGCUACGGAAUCUAACCUUGUCAGGACUAGAGAAAGAGAAAGCAGAGAUAGACCAACAGAGAAGGAUCAUCAACAAGGAGAGAGAGCAGUUAGAGCAGGAGUUUGCAGACUUGGCGUUGGCAAAAGAGCAGCAGAUCAUAGAGGACUUUCAUAACAUUGAGGGGAACGAUUCUGUUCCAGGUAUAUUGCUGUUACCCCGACAAACGGUAGAGCUCCCACCUUCCUGGGCUCUGGGUUCAGUUAUAGUAACUCCCAGUUCUGCCAGAUCUCCAAUUGAAGGACCAGGAACGGUUCUUGGAUAUUCUGCCUCUGUCUCCCGACCAGCGUCAAGACCUAGCUCCAGGCCAGGAUCCCAGCCCGGAAGUAGAUCACAAAGUAUUACAAGAGAUCCAGCUAAACAGGUGAAGGGUAAAAGUCCUGCAGCAUCUCUGAUAAACCGACGAAACAGUCGUCAGUCGGACGGAUUCUCCAGUAUGGGACGGAAAACUCGACCUAAAUCUGCAAAUAUUUCUCCGGUUCGGUCCAGUCGAGAUCUCACAAGUCCUACACAAACCUUUAGAAAGUUUUCAGGGACUGUGUCCCGUAGUCCGAGUAAGUCUAGAGAUGGCUCCGGUACUAGACAGGAUACUGAGGUCUACUCCCGUUCCUUACCCCGGAGUCAACUCAAUCUGAAACCUAAGCGUGGGAGUGGUGUGUGGAGUAAACCUCCUACUCCGGGUCCAUAUUGUAGUCCAGGGACCAGUGAUUCAGAGCUAGGGUUCAACAAAUAAUAUUCAUUUAUGUUAUUUUGUGUGCAUAUUUAUUGUAUUUAAUAUUAAUAUCCUAAAACCAAA